AUGGCAAGAAGAAGAAGGGACGGUCUCUAUUUUGUGGCUUUCUUGUGGGUUUUGACUACUGCAAAUGGAUUGCUGUCUCCUAAAGGAGUAAACUAUGAAGUUCAAGCUUUAAUGGGAAUAAAAGCUUAUUUACAUGAUCCUCAUGGGGUUCUUGAUAAUUGGGAUGGAGAUGCUGUUGAUCCUUGUAGCUGGACCAUGGUAACUUGCUCUCCUGAGAGUCUUGUCAUUGGCUUGGGAACUCCUAGCCAGAAUUUAUCUGGAACUCUUUCUCCAACUAUUGGCAACUUGACAAAUCUUCAGACUGUGCUCCUGCAGAGCAAUAAUAUUACAGGACCAAUUCCUGCAGAGAUAGGAAGGCUCUCGAAGCUGCACACACUUGAUCUUUCUGAUAAUUUCUUUACCGGGGAAAUUCCUUCCUCUUUAGGCCAUCUGAGGAGCCUAGAGUACAUGAAGCUAAAUAAUAACAGUCUCUCUGGAGAAUUCCCAACGUCAUUGGCUAACAUGACCCAGCUUGUGUUACUUGACUUGUCAUUCAAUAAUCUGAGUGGCCCUGUACCAAGAUUUCCUACCAAAACAUUCAGCAUUGCUGGAAACCCUCUAAUCUGUCCAACAGGUUCUGAACCAGAAUGCUUUGGGACAACGCUAAUGCCAAUGUCCAUGAACUUGAAUAGCACACAAAGUAAGGAAACUGGACUGUGCAAUCCCAAUUCAAUGAUAUUUCCAUUCAUGAUCUGUAACUUGCUCUGGAUUGAUCAUGAUAGUAAUUUCAUCACAUCUUAA
Dovyalis caffra is the source of this 780-nucleotide messenger RNA. NCBI's taxonomy places the organism in Eukaryota, Viridiplantae, Streptophyta, Magnoliopsida, Malpighiales, Salicaceae. The record is from the annotation of a GenBank genome assembly.